Molecule: messenger RNA, 4158 nt
Organism: Aphanomyces astaci
Lineage: Eukaryota; Oomycota; Saprolegniomycetes; Saprolegniales; Verrucalvaceae
Exons: 17
Coding region: 4-3309 (1101 amino acids)
Molecular function (GO): DNA binding; ATP-dependent chromatin remodeler activity; ATP binding
Source: RefSeq, a predicted model, not a curated record
GGCAUGGUCCCUGCACCCCAACGCCGCUCGUCCCGGCUGGCCCCUCCUCCUGAUCAAGGGGCCUCCAGCGAGCCACCACCAUCGCGGAAGCGCAAGCCUACAACCGCGGACACUUCAACCUUGGCCACUACAACAGCGCCGAAGAAACAGCGAGCAAAUGAACCUGUCUCCGUGUUGGAAACCCACACGACAGCUUCAAUUGUCAAGUCCACUCGUAAAGGCAUGCCAGCACCUACACGACGUAGCGCCAGAACGGCCAUUCAUGACGACGAGGAUUGUAUCGUUCGUGAGACCGACGACGACGAUGGAGACAUCAAGUCGGACACGGACAUUGUGUCAGCAAGCGGCGACGACAACGAUGCUCCAUCCUCCUCCACAGCGCCCGCCGUACGACGCAGAGCCUCUCGUGUAAAGAAAGAAGCGGAGGAACAAGUGGCACCAGUACCGCUCACCCGCCGCAAUCAGCCCAAACGCGGGGUCGGCGGCGGCGCGUUGCCAGUCGAACCCAAGGUGGAGCACACGUUUGAAAAAACAAAGCAGCCGCGGCCUCGCCCGUCAAAACACCAAGUAAUCGACGACAACGACAGCAGUGACUUUGUCAAAGACGAUGUGAAGACGCUCAGACCGCCUCCUUUCCAGGCAUCCACCUCUUCGUCCAUCCCCCGACUCACAGCGGACGGCGGCGACAUCAUGUCCGACGACAACCGCCCUGAAGCAGCUAAGCUAGGGAAACAAGGCCGUGCGAAACGUGUGGUCCGGGCGAUCCCCGUGCGCCAAGCCCCAACGACCUUGAAGCCGCUAUCGAAGAAUGCCCAGGGCAAGCGCAAGGCGGCGGCGGUUGGCGCACGUCGGCCGUCAAAGCAGCUACAGGACAGUUCCGACGGUGGAGACAGCAGCGAGUUUGUCGCGAGUAGUAGCAGCGACGAAGGCAGUGGCGAUGACGACGAUGUGGCAGACUGGGCAUCGACGUUAAAGUCGAAAGCGGCGCGGGGGAAGGACCUCGUCGACGGCAGCAGCAGCAGCUCGUACGAUGACAACGCCCCGAUAAAGUCCAUCAAACGACCCAAGACAGGAAGAUCUCCAAAGAAGCCGGCGGCGGCGGCGGCUUUGACGGAGCAUGCACAGGGGAACGAUGGCGGCGAUGGACGGGAUGGCGGAGUUGUGAGAAGAGCAGAACCGAUCGAGUAUCCAUACUAUGAAGUCGCGUACGCCCCGACUGGUCGAGCUCGGUGCAAAACGUGUGAGAAGACGCUCGUGCGUGGCGAAUUGGUCGUGUCUAUCCGGUUGCGGCACUCACGAUUUGGCAUCAUGGCGUACCACAAGCAUAUUGAAUGCACGUUGCUCAACAAUGACGUGGCAAAGCCUUUGCAUGGCUUUGACGCGUUGGACCGGGACGACGUCGACAGAGUGCAAGCGUACAUGGUGACCAAUUCCAAGCUCGGCGUCGAAGACGAGCGCGUGGCGUUGGGCGACGAAGCAUUUAUCAAGCGAGAUAUCCUACCGGCGGGGACUCCGUCGCCACACUUAACCGCGUCGUUGCUGCCAUACCAACAAGAAGGGCUCGCGUGGAUGAAAGCACAAGAAGCAAGCAAGUACCGCGGCGGCAUCUUGGCCGACGAGAUGGGCAUGGGCAAGACGAUUCAAGCGAUCGCAACCAUGCUGGAGAACGUCAAAAUCAAACAAUUUGAAGGGAUGGUCAUGGGCGGUGGCACGCUCAUCAUCUGUCCUGUGAUUGCUUGCAUGCAGUGGAAAAGCGAGAUUGAGCGGUUUGUCGAGGCAAAUCACUUGAGCAUUUUGCUGUAUCAUGGCCCCAAGCGUACCAAUUUGACUGCUGAAUUGGCGUCGUACGAUGUCGUAUUGACGACCUAUUCGAUUCUCGAAAACGAAGGACGCAAGCUGAUGGAAGCCGAGAAAGUGGCGUGUGCGUACUGCCACAAACUAUUUGUUCCGGAAAAGCUCGUGCCACACAACAAAUACUUUUGUGGUCCGGACUCUCGGAAAACGUCCAAGCAGAUGAAGCAGCAAAAGGGCAAACCCACCAAGGCGGCGGUGGCAGCACGAGCCAAGGCCAAGACGUUGAGUGACCAAGAUAGCAGCAGCAAAGAAGAAGAAGAAGAACACGAUGCUCCUAUAAAGCCCCCGCCUCGUAAAUCCAACCGACGUGCAAAGAAAGGGCGGUCGCCGCUCCACGAGGUCGAGUGGACGCGCAUCAUUUUGGACGAAGCCCAUUACAUCAAGGACAAAAAGUGUAGCACAGCGCGGUCCGUGUUUCGCUUGAAAUCUCAGUACAAGUGGUGCCUCUCUGGCACGCCGCUGCAGAACCGCAUUGGGGAGCUGUUUUCGCUGGUCCGGUUCUUACAAGUGGACCCACAGGCGUACUACGAGUGCGCCGAGUGCGACUGCAAGCAGCUCGACUUUAGCAUCUUUCACGGCCACUGCAAGCACUGCGACCACACGGCCAUGCAGCAUUACUCGUUCUUUAACAAGAAGAUCGUGACUCCCAUCCAGGGCUUUGGCUACGUGGCCGAGGGCAAGCUGGCCAUGCUUCGUCUGCAGAACGACCUCCUUCGCCACGUGCUGCUGCGACGGACCAAAGAAAGCCGGGCAGACGACAUUAGCUUGCCGCCCAAGUUGGUUCGCGUGCGGCGGGAUGCCCUGGACGAGCGCGAAAAGGACUUUUACGAGAGCAUUUACACGCAAAGCAAGGCCCAGUUCAACACGUACGUGUCGGCAGGCACUCUCCUCAACAAUUAUGCGCACAUUUUCGACCUGCUCAUCCGACUUCGCCAAGCUGUGGACCAUCCGUACUUGGUGAUUUACUCGAAAUCGAAUCCCGCGCUUCAAGUGCCGACGCCCGACGUCCCUGCCCGCGACGACUUGGCCCUCAUCGGUCCUCCCCCGUCUUCGAGUGCCGACGAUCCGGACGACGGGAGAACAUGUGGCUUCUGCCACGAACCCCCCGAGCAAGCCGUCAAGUCGGCCUGCCAUCAUUUGUUUUGCCACAGUUGCGUCGAAGAAUACGUCGAGUCUUUGCUCAUGGGAGCUCAAGCUACGUGCCCGACGUGCAACGAGCCGCUGACGGUGGACAUGGCAGCCACUGGGACAGCAGCCGACUCCGACGACGACGAAACACAUCACGUGGACCAGUUCAAGGCGCGCCAGAUUGGAAAAGGCAGUUUGCUGCGUCGGCUGCCCCACCUUGGAGACUUUCAGAGCAGGUUGCGAUUGUUUGUUAUAAUGUUUAUUCGUGGGAUUAACCUUUUUAGUGCGGACAGUGUACUCACACUAAUUCUAGUCGCACUAAUCUGAUUGGCUCAAUACGUCUGCCGAUGUUUACCUCGAGUACAUUUGGUUGUGUCUCGUCGAAGUAUUUGCAAUGUCGCUUCUGUUUCGAAUAUUCACAACAAUAUAUAUAUAUAUUUGUAUAGAUUGUAUUAAUCGGGUCUUUGAUGAUAUAUAUAUAUUUGUAAAGAUUGUACUAAUCGGGGGUGGUUGGAUGUGUGUGUACUACGUAGCACCAAGAUUGAGGCACUGAUGGAGGAGCUCCACUUGAUGCAACACCACGACCCGUCGGCCAAGGCUAUAGUAUUCUCGCAGUUUGUCAACAUGCUCGACCUGAUUGAGCAUCGGCUGCGGCUCGCGGGCCUCAAGUGCGUCAAACUGUCGGGUGGCAUCCCCAUGGCCCAGCGCGACCGCCUCCUCACCGAAUUCCGCGACGAUCCGACGCUCACGGUGUUUCUCAUCUCGCUUAAAGCUGGCGGAGUUGCCCUCAAUCUGACGGUGGCGUCCCACAUUUUCCUGAUGGACCCGUGGUGGAAUCCGGCGGCGGAGCACCAAGCAAUCGAUCGGACGCAUCGCCUUGGCCAGUUCAAACCUAUCCGCGCCACGCGGUUUGUGAUUGCCAACACGAUCGAAGAACGGAUUCUCAAGCUACAGGAAAAGAAGCAGCUCGUAUUUGAAGGCACGGUGGGCUCGAGCACGGCGGCGUUGGCGCGGCUGACGAUUGAGGACCUGCGCUUCUUGUUCAGUGGAUAGUGCUUAGGCUUGCUUGAAGGAUCAACUGUACACAUGUUACUACCAUUCACUGUACACGACUAAAGCUGUAGGAUUUGGGCCUAGUUUUGUAAUAUGUAGAGUACAUAUCCCUGUUUCGCACGC